AACGCCAGACGAUGCUGGAGAAGGCACGGCGCAAGAUCUAUGAAGAAUCAGAAAGAGAACGACAAAAGAUAUCCAAGUUAAAUGAAGUGCGCGUGGGAUCCGAUAAAUUCAUCACCACUACGGGUGACAUUGAGACCCAACUCAAGAGCAGCACCAUUGGUCUCACAGAGUUACGAGACUAUCGUAAGAUCAAAGAAAACUUGGAAGAGCAGCAAUUGAGAGAAGCAGCAAAAACUGCACCAUUGGGAGAGGAGAAGAGAAAGAAGAGAAAGAAAAAGCAAAUGAUGCGCCUAUCUUUUGAAGACGAAGAAGAAGAAGAGAAAGAGGAAGAGGCAAAAGAACUUGAGGCUUCACCUGAAGCAGGGGAAGAUGAUGAUCAGGAAGAGACCGAGAAGAUACAAAAGAAACGUAAAAUGCUCAAAGAUCCUACUGUUGAUACCAGUUUUCUUCCUGAUCGAGAGCGAGAAGAGGAAGAACGUCAGAUGCGGGAGGAGCUGCGUAAAGAAUGGCUGAGGAGACAGGAGGAGUUGAAGAGUGAAGUGAUCAGUAUUACAUAUUCUUACUGGGAUGGCAGUGGUCAUCGUAAAUCAGUCCAGUGCAAGAAAGGAGACUCUAUUUCUCAGUUUCUCGAUGCUUGCCGCCAGCAGUUCCCCCAAUUGCGUGGUGUUAAUGUCGACAAUUUGAUUUAUGUCAAGGAAGAUUUGAUUAUUCCUCAUCAUUACACCUUUUAUGACUUUAUCAUCAAUAAAGCACGUGGUAAAUCCGGGCCUUUGUUUAACUUUGAUGUCCAUGAUGAUGUUCGGUUAGUCAACGAUGCAACGUUGGAAAAGGAUGAGUCCCACGCAGGUAAAGUGGUCGAAAGGUCUUGGUACGAGCGCAACAAACAUAUCUUUCCUGCAAGCCGAUGGGAAGUAUUUGAUGCAUCCAAGAACUAUGGAAAAUACAAGAUCAAGUAAAAGAGACGGUAAAAAUGAUAGACAGGUUGCCAAUUUUUUUUUACAAU
Phycomyces blakesleeanus NRRL 1555(-) is the source of this 1003-nucleotide messenger RNA. RefSeq lists its product as hypothetical. Lineage: Eukaryota; Fungi; Mucoromycota; Mucoromycetes; Mucorales; Phycomycetaceae. Gene Ontology annotation, biological process: chromatin organization. The transcript is spliced from 7 exons. Bases 12 to 956 code for a protein of 314 amino acids. Gene Ontology annotation, cellular component: nucleus. The record is from RefSeq and is a predicted model, not a curated record.